AUGAUUGAACCUAUUUUUGUAUGGAACAUUAGGGGUGUUGGGACUUCUAAAGUUAGAUUAAAAAAGUUGAUUGGUAAGUUGAAACCGAAAAUAGUUGCCCUUUUGGAGCCUUUCCAAAAAUUGGAAGUUGCUAGGCGAUUGGCACUGUCUCUACAUUUUGAUAAUUUCUUAUCAAAUGAGGUUGAGGGGGGGAAAGUUUGGAUUUUCUGGGAUGGCUCAAUGAAGGUGAAUCUGAUUCGUAUGGGAGAACAAUUCAUUUCUCUCAGAGUGGGUGAAGGGUUUGAGAAGUUUUUAUUAACUGUGAUUUACGCUAAAUGCACAAGGGAUGAUUGGCGCAUAUUGUGGGAUGAACUCAGUGCCCAGUAUGUGGGCUUAGACUCGUGUAUUUUUGUUGGGGAUUUCAACAUAAUUCGGAAUGACUCAGAGUGGCAUAGGGGUAGGCCACGACCACUUGGAGCUAUGGAGGAUUUUAAUAACUGGAUUCAACAGGGGGGUUUGAUUGAAAUGGCUUCACAGGGAACUGCAUUCUCUUGGUGUAAUGGUCAGCAUGGCCUUGCUCGCUCUUGGGCACGGUUGGACUGUGUGUUGCUUGAUGUAUCCUUCCUCUCAGUUUUUCCUAAUGUUAUUUAUUCCUACUUGCCACGUUCUGCUUCGGAUCAUGCUCCUAUGUGUAUUGAAUUCAAGCAAGACCUUUUCUCCUAUGGUCCAGCCCCUUUUCUGUUCUAA
Molecule: messenger RNA, 726 nt
Organism: Juglans regia (Persian walnut)
Lineage: Eukaryota; Viridiplantae; Streptophyta; Magnoliopsida; Fagales; Juglandaceae
Exons: 1
Coding region: 1-726 (241 amino acids)
Molecular function (GO): catalytic activity
Source: RefSeq, a predicted model, not a curated record